GAAUCAAUAGAUCAGAGAGCUCGACACUGCUUCCAGGAUUCUAGUUACAUCGAAAGUUCGUUCACUUUUUGCAAGUCCGAAAGCAUCCCGACAAGUUUCGGCAUCAUGGCUGGCCUACCUAUUCCUGUUAAAACAUCACCCCAGCAAAUGAUACUGAGUAUACCAGAUCUGAAAGAUGCUGGUUCAGCCAAGUUGACCGAAGUUAUUAAAAACUUCUACAACGACGGCUCCACGAACCAAAUCACCGUCCACGAGAACACCACUGCAUACGACAAGUACCGUCUCCGUGCACGCGUGCUCCGCGAUGUCUCCAAAGUAAACCCAUCCACGGCAGUCUUCGGCCAAAACAUCGAUUUCCCACUCUGCGUCUCCCCAGCCGGGCUCCAAGCCAUGGCACAUGAAGAUGGCGAACUAGCUACGAGUCGCGCCUGCGCAAAGCGCAACAUCCACAUGGGCGUAUCGUCGUUUGCGAACUACUCUGUCGAAGACAUUGUAGAGGCUGCGAAACUCGGUACAGCAACAGCGCCGAUCGCCCACGUGAUGCAGCUCUAUACGAUGAAAGACCGCAAAAUGCAAGAACGCAUUAUCAGGCGGGCUGAGAAGGCGGGCUGUCGAGCCAUUUUCCUCACUGCGGAUAGCCCGGUGUUGGGGGUGCGGUAUAAUGAGUAUCGCAAUGAUUUCCGUGCCCCGGAAAAUGUGAAGCUGCCAAUGCUGGAGCGUUCGACAAUGGAGGUACGUUCUAAGACGCACGACUCGAAUUUCACUGGAUUUAGUGAGGACGCGCAUUCGUGGACGCACGAAAUACCGUAUCUGAGGGCAAUUACCAGGAUGGAGAUAUGGAUCAAGGGCGUGGUGACGGCGGAAGAUGUGGUUCUUGCGAGAGAGUUUGGAUGUGAUGGGGUGAUUGUGAGCAAUCAUGGAGGAAGACAGCUUGACCAAACGCCCGCUACGAUUGAUGUGCUGCAAGAAUGCGUCGAAGCCGCGGCUGGGAAAAUCAGGGUGCAUAUCGACGGUGGGAUUAGAUCUGGCGCGGAUAUAUUCAAAGCAUUGGCAUUGGGAGCGGAAUGCUGUUGGGUUGGUCGGCCAGCCAUCUGGGGUCUAGCUUACGAUGGCGAAGCGGGUGUCACGAAAGGUCUAGAUAUCCUAUACGAAGAGUUUCGACGAUGCAUGCAGCUGACAGGUUGCAAUUCGGUUUCGGACAUAUCCAAAGCGUCGCUGGGAGUGGUGCGGAGUGAUGGCCCAUUGGCUCGUCUGUAG
This is a messenger RNA of Periconia digitata, 1257 nucleotides long. The record is from the annotation of a GenBank genome assembly. Lineage: Eukaryota; Fungi; Ascomycota; Dothideomycetes; Pleosporales; Periconiaceae.